Molecule: messenger RNA, 7456 nt
Organism: Podarcis lilfordi (Lilford's wall lizard)
Lineage: Eukaryota; Metazoa; Chordata; Lepidosauria; Squamata; Lacertidae
Source: the annotation of a GenBank genome assembly
GGGGGCGUUCAACCUAAAUGCUCUUUAUACAAGUGUUGUUGGGUGUUUUCUUCCAACUUCAUUCAAGCAGUGCAGUUUCUAAAGACAUUUUUAUGUAGGUAGUUUGUGUUCAACACUUUAGAGAUGUGUGCAUAUCUAAUAUAAGUUACAAUGCUAACUUGUCUGUGUCAGAAGCUAAGUUUUACUGAUUUGCAGUAGGGGUUUAUUCCCAGGUAAAUAGGGUUAGCAUUGCAGCCUUCCUCUCAUGACUUGGUUGGCUUGCUGAAAUAGAUAUGAUGGUUUUAUGGUUUCUUGCUUAGUAAUUACUUGCUUCUUAUGGUUUCUUACAAUUACUAUACAGUAUAGUAUAUUGUUAAAGUUGUACAUGUUUUUGGCUGAUUUCCCCCAGGCUUAUUUUCUCCUCCAGUACAGUGGUACCUCGGGUAAAGUACUUAAUUUGUUCUGGAGGUCCGUACUUAACCUGAAACUGUUCUUAACCUGAAGUUUAACUAAUGGGGCCUCCCGCUGCUGCCGCGCUGCUGGAGCACGAUUUCUGUUCUCACCCUGAAGCAAAGUUCUUAACCUGAAGCACUAUUUCUGGGUUAGCGGAGUCUGUAACCUGAAACGUAUGUAACGUGAAGCGUAUGUAACCCGAGGUACCACUGUAUUGUAUUCUGCUUUGGGAAAAUAUUGAAAGAUGAUAAACAAAUAUAUGUAAGUAAAUUUUUCAUUUCUAAGUUGCAAUGAAACUUUUGAGUGUCUUGUAAUAGACUGACAUAACUACUCAUCAAGAAACGAAUCAGCCCCCACUCCCUGUUUUUUUAGUUUUCAAAAACAGGAUAGUGUGUUUUUUAUGAUGGCAUGUUACUUUCCUUCUGCUGUUCUGAAUCUAAUGAUUGUUUAGAGCACACUCUUUUAUUUGGAAGUUUUAAAGUUUGGCAAAAAAAAAGAAAGAAAAAAAGACUGUGCCCUGCAAGCUUCUCAGCAGCAGUUUCUUUUUCAUUCAAAACGAGUUUCGAGUUCCCGUCAUAUUGGGGUUAAUUAAAAUGCAUUGAAAGUGUGUUGCCUCUCAUUGGCAGUAGGUGGCGCAGUUGUGUGGUUCUAAGGUCAUUCUCUAGUUAAAGAGACAUCCAGCUUUGCUUGGUUGUGAUUCAUUACAUUUUAUAUUUUGCCUUCUGCCCAAGAUGUAGCUCAAGACGGUGUAUGUGGGGCUUCCAGUCUUCCAUCCUGGUGGUAUCAGGACAAAGACGAACUUUGCAUUAGCAAGCUUGCUAGACUGAUCAUGUGUUUUUAGGACCAUCUCCUGGGAAUCUAGCCCAUGGGUAGGCAAACUAAGGCCCGGGGGCCAGAUCCGGCCCAAUCGCCUUCUAAAUCCAGCUUGCGAACAGUCCGGGGAUCAGCAUGUUUUUACAUGAGUAGAAUGUGUCCUUUCAUUUAAAAUGCAUCUCUGGGUGAUUUGUGGGGCAUAGGAAUUCGUUCAUUCCCCCCCCCCCAUAUAGUCCGGCCCCCAACAAGGGACAGUGGACCGGCCCCCUGCUAAAAAAGUUUGCUGACCCCUGAUCUAGCCUCUUAGCAGCAGUAUAGUAUAGUGGAAAGAUUGUGGUUGCACUCAGGUGGGAUUCCCUGUGGGAAUUCCCAUAGGUCAUCUGGUUGUCCAUAAUGAGAACAAGAGGCUGGAAAGAUUCUUGCCUUGCAGGGGGUUGGACUAGAUGACCCUUGGGGUCCCUUCCAACUCUACAGUUCUAUGACUAGGUGGGCAUGUGGCUUGAUCCAGCAGAGCUCUUCUUGAGGCAGAAAUGUUCUUGGGUUUUUCAUGUGAAUUGAGGAUGCCUUAGGAGCCUCCUCACAGGAAAACGAACUAGCUCUUAUAUAGCAAGAUGGUAGCUCCACCGAUGGUUCACUUUUUUGCCUAGUAUAGUAUAGUAAAUGUUUUGUGAAAAGUUUCAGAAAGCCCAGCUUUCACUCCUUCCCAUCUUUUGCAAGCAACAGGGAGCGGUGACAGACUCUUGGCACAUAAAUCAAUAUGAUAAGUUACUCUCCUGCCGAUGGCCGUAGUGUCAUAUUUUGGCCAACUCCUGUUUCAUUAGUUAUAUUGGUGUUCUUGGGUCCCCAAAUGUUGGGACUACAAAUACCAUCUUCCGUAGCUAUUUUUGCCAGUCAGCGAUGAUGGGAGUUGUAGUCCAACAACAUCUUGGAAUACAGGGUGCUAUAUCACAGGCAAGUCCUAUUUCCUUGGUCCAAGCAAUGCUCUGUGUUGGCAACUUCCUUUUUUAAAAAAAUGAUUUGCAUAUAGCAUUUCAGUUUCAUGCUCCAUUUACGGGGUAGGCAAGUAGCUAAAACAUGGCUGGACAACCUUUUUCAGCCUGAGGGUUAAAUCUCACUUCUGGGUUGGCUGGUUUUUUGCUUCCUUCCACUAUGCUCCUUUUCCUCCCAGGGACACCAUGUUGGAAGCCAACGCCAUACCUGAUGACACGGAGGCUUCAGUUCAAGAAAUCCCAGAAGGUCCCAGAGUGGUCCAGACCCCUCUGAGGAGCCAGCAGGAGAAGAGGAGUAUAGAAGAGAGGUUGGGAUUGUACCACACCCUGCCCAAGAGACGUGAACGCAUUGGCUUCUAUAAGGGCAGGCCCAUCUCGUCCAAAGUAGACUCCUUCCGACUGAAGAAGCCCUUGUAGGCCUGCCAUGGCUGAGUCUUCCCCUUUGGUAAGUCUUCCCUUCUCCCAGCCUCCCAAGUAUGGGUAAGGGCAAAGGGCCAUAGCUCAGGGACAGGACAUCUGCUUUCCAUGCAGAAGGUCCCAGGUGGCAAAAAAGAAAGAAGUCCAGUCGUGAGGGGUUCCUCCUGGAUUGUUAGCAGACUCUGCAUAAAUAGCUGAGCUCUAAGUGGGAAGAUCCCCUUCAUGGAUCACUGCCUUGCCUUGGCGAAGGGGCUUGAAUAACUCAGAGAAGCUAUGAGCUAUGCCCAAGAUGGACAGGUCAUAGUGGAGCGUUUUGACCAAACGUAAUCCACCUGGAGCAGGAACCGGCAAGCCACUCCAGUAUCCCUGCCAAGAAAACUCCAUGGACAAAGACAACAGGCAUAUGAGUGCCUGGCGUGCUCUGGUCCAUGGGGUCACGAAGAGUCAGACACGACUAAACAACAACAACAAGUGGGAAGAUACCGGUGAAACUAAAAGAGUUUGCUGGUUUGUGUGAGGCAUUUCUUAGGAGGGAGGAGGCAGAGAGCAAACAAAGCUGGAGACACAGUGCCUGCAAAUUACCUCCAAAGUACCUAACUAAAGUAUGGGUUCAGCUGAGCUUACCCCUGGGAAGCUGUUAAGUGUCCACCUUUUGUUCACAGGUAUACUGCCUUUUUGAAACACUUACCGCGAUGUUAUUUCAAUACAGUACCGGUAAUCAAGGUAUUCAACAGUACAGCCAAACCUCAGUUGUAAUCCGUUCCGGAAGACUGUUCAACUUUUGAAACGUUCGACAACCGAGGGGCAGCUUCUGACUGGUUGGAAGAGCUUCUUGCACUCAAGCGGAAGCCGCAUCAGACGUUCGGGUUCCAAGAAACGUUUGAAAACCGGAGCAUUUACUUCCGGGUUUUUGGCGUUUGGGAGCCGAAACGUACUAUAACGGAGGCAUUCAGGAACCGAGGUUUGACUGUAUGACGAUUUAUUGCACAGCCCUAGACAUGGCCCCUUGGUUCAAAAAAGUUCCCCUGUUAGGCUGCUGGACUAGGAUUUGGGAGAGCAAUAUUCAAAUCCCCAGUCAACCUUGAUGCUCACUGGGAAAUGUUGGGACAACAUCAGUCUCUCAGCCAAGCCUACCUCGUGGGGUUGUUGUGAGGGAAAUAUGGAGAGCAGGCCACCUUUAGCUCCUUGCAGGAAAGGUGGGCUAUCAAUGGAGCAAUUCAGUAAGUAAGUAAAUAAAACUACUCCCAUUCUCAUCCGCUUUGGGUCCAUUGCCUCCCUUAGAAGCCAACUCUUGAGGGGAAAUGAAUGUGUCCUUUAUCCACAGCCUGCAUCUCCCACAUUGCAAGAGCCAAAGUAUGUUUUGAACUGUUGGUGACAUACUGUCAGACAACUGUGCGCUGUUGUUUUUCUAAUAUAUAUUUAACCCAAAAGAACAAACAGUUCUGGCUUUUAAAUCUGUGUUGAACAGACUGCUGCAGAGCUAAACGAAAACAAGCUGGGGCGGGGACCCCCCUCCUGUCCUCAGCAGUGUGGAAUAGAGGCGAGGCUGAGGCUCACAAGAAAACAACCCUUUCCCCCUCUGAAAUGCCGGAGGUAUGUUUUUACGUCCCCUGAGGUUGUGCAUGUGCACAUUCUUUAAAGCACAUUCUUUCUUUCAAAGAAUUAUAAGCGCUGUAGCUUACCCCUUGAAGAAUGGGAACGGUAGUUUAAGGGUGCUGGGAAUUGUAGCUUUGUGAGGGGUAAAUGACAGUUCCCAGGAUUCUUGGAGUAGGAAGGAAGCCAUGUGCUUUUAAAUGAAUGGUGUGGAUGUGACCUGAAACAAUUGUCAAAUCAAUUCAUUAUAUUUGUUACCAUGACAGAAUGUUUUGUAAGCCUUGAAAAUUAGUUGAUCACUGCGUGCUUACACACACUUUUACACACACACACACACACACACACACACUACAUGGGGCUUUGCUUCUCCACUUCAGGUCCAGCUGCGCCAUUACCUGCCCCACAGGUGGGCGUAGCUUGGGCAAAAUGGCCUUGUGGGACCCAAUGGGGAGGCUUAGUGGGCAUAGCCAAGGGCUGCAGAUUCCCCACCCCUGUCUUAGCUCAUCUGAAGCCAUCUACAAGUUUCUAUUGGAAAUUUGUGCUUUGUAAGACAGGACUCUAUUCUUUUAUUUCUGGUAGUCCAUUCCCUUCAGAUCUUAUCAUUUCUCAGAUGCCUUCGUACACUUCUUUUGCUGCUGUAAACAAGUACUUUGACUUUUCUCCAUUUUAAAUUGCUCCGCAACUGUCGAGUAAUUGCUGUAUUGAUCUUUGUCUGGAAAUGUCAAGUUUCUCCAACUGUCCUUCUAGAGAAUUUUCCUGCUACAUACCGUAAUUAUCAUCUGGUUUCACUUUUGCUGCUGUACUAAACUGGCAGGAUCUUUAAAAAUAAAUAAAUCUGCAUGGGCUAAUGCAGGUAAAUCAGUAUUUGACCUUAACGGCAUUUAAAUGCUGUAUUCAUAUGUCUUAUUUUAAUUUGGCUUCUGUUUCCAUCCAAGUGUUUCUUCAAAGUAAUCAUAAAACGACCAAUUAGUACAUAGAGUGCCUGGGGAGGGGGGGGUUGUCAAGCUUUUACCUUUUACAAUCUGAAUAAAUGUUUACUAAUUACAGGUAACCCUGCAUUAAUCUCAUCUGACCUCCUGGUUAAUAUGGGAAACAACAUUCCGUUGGGCUUCGAGAUAGCUGUGAACGAGCAGAUUAAUGAGUGCUAAUGACGGUGCCGAUCUGUUGCAAAACCAAUUAACGCAGAUUGGAACGUUGUUAAAAUCCAUUUUUAAAAAAUAAAAUAAAAUAAAUGAGCUUCCUUAUCUGUCUUGUGGAAUAAAUAUGGGGCUUUGUACCUUUUUUGCAAAAUGGCAGAUAAUGAGAAGAUGUGUAAGUUAUCUCCCAUAGAACUGGAUGUUGUGUGUCAAAUUAUUGAAAGGGGUGAGAGGUUGGGAUGAACUGUAAUUGACUUGGCUAUUCUUUAUGAAGUAACAUCACUAAAUCAAAAGGGCAAGCUGCAAAUGAUUAAUAAUACUGAAACAAGCAACUGGGAGGAUCAUGACUGGAUAGCUCAGUCGAUUAGAGCAUAGUGCUGAAAACGCCAAGGAGGCUGCAGGUUCAGUCCCCGUAUGGGACAGCUGCACAGGGGGUUGGACUAGAUGAUCCUCAGGAUCCCUUCCAACUCUACAAAUAUAUGAAUCUAUGACAGCUAUGUGUUGUGACCCAUAGGUCAGCUAGGAAGCUGGACACGUCUUUUAUCUGGAUGUAUUGUUUUAAAACUGGGAGUUUCCAUAACUAUACUUGUGGGCACCUCCUCCUUUUCCACGAUCUCCUAUUUCCUACUGUGAAAGCAACAGCCUUCCCCCGCCCUCCAUGGCAUUUGCCUCAGCAGCAGCUGUUCACAGGUACAUUUGACUUGUACAUGGAAGUUCCAUUUAGAUGCCAUGGGUCAUAAAUAUACCUUUCUCCACAAAUUUGGCUGCCUCUAGACUGUCGGCAUUGUGUAGAAGGAAUUCAAGCAGACAUUGAGAAAGUUAGGUUUGUGUAAUUAAAGCACUUAGUCGCCCUACCGCGACAAUCCCGCUUAAAAAGAAGGAAAGAAAUGGAUGUUUUGUGGUUAGGAAAGUGACAGCGAAAUGUACUGGAAAGUGUAGGAAGAAUAAAUGAUUAAUAAGCUGUCUAACCACUGUGCAAGCAAAUAAGGACAGAUGCAGGAAGAAUAUUUGUUGCCUUUUAUUCUUCCCACAGAGAAAUUGGAGCAAAUGCUCAAUAAAGACUGGAUAUAAUCUAACCUCUGCAUAAGCUUUGUGCAAACAUAUCGGGAUGAACGCUUUAGCAAGCAGGUCAACUGGAGAUGCCCUUUUGUUAACCUGCUGCUUUUUACAGGCAUUGAAAUGGUCAUGUUGCAUCCUGUGGUGGUAAAUUCCAUGUUAAGUGAACCUUCUUAGAAGGAACGUAAAAUGCUAUGAGAGAAGUAAAGGUAAAGGGACCCCUGACCAUUAGGUCCAGUCGUGACCGACUCUGGGGUUGCGGCGUUCAUCUCGCUUUAUUGGCCGAGGGAGUCGGCGUACAGCUUCCGGGUCAUGUGGCCAGCAUGACUAAGCCACUUCUGGCGAACCAGAGCAGCGCACGGAAACGCCGUUUACCUUCCUGCUGGAGCGGUACCUAUUUAUCUACUUGCACUUUGGCGUGCUUUCGAACUGCUAGGUUGGCAGGAGCAGGGAUUCGAACCGCCGACCUUCUGAUCGGCAAGUCCUAGGCUCUGUGGUUUAACCCACAACGCCACCCAUGUUCCAUGAGAGAAGUAAGAUUAACUAAAACAAGAAAGGAAGACUAGUCCUACUACAGUUUCGCCUUCUCGAAAGGGUCACUGUGAGGCAUAUGCCUUUGAUCUCAAUGUGCAGUUUUUUGUUUUUUUUUAAGAUCUGCAGUGUUUUCUUUCUGCUAAACUAUUUUCUCCUCCUUCUUUCUUACAGUUCUGUUACCAGGAUUCUGGUGCAUCCGUGAAGCAAACAUCUCUUUGGAUAAAUUAAGAGCCGCAACGACCUGCCGUAUGAAAUUCCAUGCACAUUCACAAGCACCCAUAUGAACUGCAUUUUGCUCUUGUCUCUAGCAAGGUUGCUCUGGUCUCCUCCUCCUCCUCCUUGCCCUCUGCAUUCUUCUUCUUUUUGCAAACCUUGAAGCUUUCAAUGCUAAAGAAUCUUCAUAAGGCAAACACUUCCAUGUUAGAAGGAUUAAGUUGGGGCACUGAAUAUGUAUAUAACUUCUGCUGUACAAAAUGAUUCUCCUCU